Molecule: messenger RNA, 1224 nt
Organism: Balearica regulorum gibbericeps (East African grey crowned-crane)
Lineage: Eukaryota; Metazoa; Chordata; Aves; Gruiformes; Gruidae
Source: RefSeq, a predicted model, not a curated record
GAUCGCCUUUAUUUUGCAAUUCUCUGCCAAAAACCAAAGAGUGGAGCUGCAAAUACCCAUUAUUUCUGCAUAGAUGAUGAACUUGUAUAUGAGAACUUCUAUGCAGACUUUGGACCACUCAAUCUGGCAAUGGUCUACAGAUACUGCUGCAAGCUAAAUAAGAAAUUAAAGUCAUUGUCAUUGAUAAGGAAGAAAAUAAUUCAUUAUACUGGCUUUGAUCAGAAAAAACAAGCAAAUGCUGCAUUCCUCAUAGGCGCCUACGCAAUAAUAUACCUGAGAGAAUCCCCAGAAGACGUGUACAGGCUUAUAUUGACUGGAAGCGUCUCAUAUCUUCCUUUCAGGGAUGCUUCCUUUGGUACUUGCAGUUUUCAUCUGACAUUGCUGGACUGUUUUCAUGCAAUAAACAAGGCUUUGCAGUAUGGUUUCCUGGAUUUCAAUACGUUUGAUGUAAAUGAAUAUGAGCAUUAUGAAAGAGCAGAAAAUGGAGAUUUUAACUGGAUAAUACCAAACAAAUUCAUUGCCUUCAGUGGACCUCAUUCAAGAAGUAAAAUUGAAAAUGGCUAUCCCCACCAUGCUCCAGAGGCCUAUUUCCCAUACUUCAGGAAACAUAAGGUCACCACUAUAAUACGCCUCAACAAAAAACUGUACGAUGCCAAGCGAUUUAUAGAUGCUGGAUUUGAGCAUUUUGACCUCUUCUUUGCUGAUGGAAGCACACCUAGUGAUACAAUAGUUACAACGUUUCUAAAUAUUUGUGAAAAUGCUGAAGGUGUUAUAGCCGUCCAUUGCAAAGCUGGUCUCGGACGAACUGGCACACUUAUUGCCUGUUACAUUAUGAAGCAUUAUCGGAUGACAGCUGCUGAAACUAUUGCAUGGAUUAGAAUAAAUAGACCUGGUUCAGUGAUUGGACCACAACAACACUUCCUGAUGGACAAACAGGCAGAACUUUGGACGGAAGGAGAUAUUUUCCGUGCAAAGUUGAAAGAGAACCGUGAAAUUGCUGUAACAAGAAUUCUGUCAGGAGUGGAUGAUAUUUCAAUUAAUGACAUGGGAAACAGGAGGACCAUCCAAAAGGACAUUGAACUGUACAGUGAUGAAGAUGAAACAAACUGUGUAACACAAGGUGAUAAGCUUCGUGCUCUGAAAAGUAGAAGGCAAGCAAAAGCUCCAACAGCCUCUCCACUAACCAUCCAAUCCGUCUCAAGGACUAGAGCAGUAUUGCGUUAA